GAGAGCACAAGGUAAAGCAAGGUUGAGCGAGCAGCAGCCACACAGACGAGAGAGAGAGAGAGAGGGGAGCGGAGUUAAUGGAGAGGCUACAACUGCACACAAACAGAGAUUUGAUCAGUGACUUUAACUCGCUGGUGCUGGUCAGUGUGCAGUGAAGCCGCCCGCUGCAAACGAGCCCUGCGCCCGCACAGAAACCCUGCAUACUUGUUGAGCCGGGCUGAAAGACAUUGUGUUUUUUUUUGUUUGUUUUUUUCCGUAAGAGGAAGAAGUUCGUGGGACUGGAUUCCAUUUUGGACGUAUUUAUAUGACAAAUAUUUUUUUGUUGCAUUUGCAAUGUGGGGUGAUCGGAAGCAAGCGCGGAACCUGUGGAUUUAACCCCCCAAGAAAGGAAACACGGAUUUGGGACUGAUUCUUUCUUAUCUUGACUUGUACCAGUUUGCUUCGCCGCGCAUGAACAUUUACUAAAGAGAAAAAAAGAAGAAAAAUAAAAAAGCAAAGCGAUGGAAGUAAGUGCGGACCAGCCACGAUGGAUGAGCCAUCAUCCCGCGGUGUUGAACGAGCAGCAUCCCGGCUCACAUCACCCGGGCCUCGGCCACUCAUACAUGGACCCUUCGCAGUAUCAGCUCGCUGACGAUGUGGAUGUACUGUUUAAUAUCGACGCACAGGGGAACCACGUCUCUCCGUACUAUGGAAACUCUGUCCGAGCCGUCCAGAGGUACCCUCCUCCUCCACACAGUAGCCAGGUGUGCCGUCCCUCGUUACUGCACGGCUCUCUGCCCUGGCUGGAGGGGAGCAAAGGCAUCGCCCCGCACCACAGCACUUCUCCCUGGAACCUGAGCCCCUUCCCCAAGAACCCCCUGCACCACGGCUCCCCGACCAGCCUGUCCGUCUACCCCCCGGCCUCCUCCUCCUCCCUGUCCACCGGUCACUCCAGUCCGCACCUCUUCACGUUUCCCCCGACCCCGCCGAAAGACGUGUCCCCGGACCCCGGCAUAUCCACCCCGGGGACCAGCUCCGGGCGGCAGGAGGAUAAAGAGUGCAUAAAGUACCAGGUGACCCUGGCCGAGAGUAUGAAACUGGAGUCUGCUCACAGCCGGAGCGUGGCAUCAAUCGGAGCAGGGUCAUCCUCUGCCCACCACCACCACCACCACCCCAUCGCCACAUACCCAUCCUAUGUCCCCGAAUACGGCCCAGGCCUCUUCCCACCAAGUAGCCUGAUAGGUGGGUCAUCUUCUAGUUAUGGUUCCAAAACAAGACCAAAAGCAAGGUCCUGUUCAGAAGGUAGAGAGUGUGUGAACUGCGGGGCCACGUCAACUCCGCUGUGGAGGCGGGACGGUACGGGUCACUAUCUGUGUAACGCCUGCGGACUCUAUCACAAGAUGAACGGGCAGAACCGCCCUCUCAUCAAACCCAAGCGGCGGCUGUCCGCGGCCAGACGGGCGGGGACGUCGUGUGCAAACUGCCAGACGACAACGACGACGCUGUGGCGGAGAAACGCCAACGGGGACCCGGUGUGUAACGCCUGCGGCCUGUACUACAAACUGCACAAUAUCAACCGACCUCUGACCAUGAAGAAGGAAGGCAUCCAGACCAGGAACAGGAAGAUGUCCAGCAAGUCUAAGAAGAGCAAAAAGUCCCAAGACAGCAUGGACGACUACUCCAAGAGCCUGAUGGACAAGAGCAGCUCCUUCAGCCCGGCCGCCCUGUCCCGCCACAUGUCCUCAUUCCCACCCUUCUCGCACUCCGGCCACAUGCUGAGCACCCCCACACCCAUGCACCCCUCCUCCGGCCUCUCAUUCGCCCCCCACCACCCUUCCAGUAUGGUCACAGCCAUGGGUUAGGUCUCCCCCGCGCAGCGCCCUCGGCCUCGCCCACCACCACCACAUCCCUCGGUACCUCUGCUUCCAUAUCCUAAAAGACAAAUGAACCGCUCCUCGGCCCGACCCCAGCCCCCCUCCCCCGUUUUGUCCCACCAUCACCAAGCUGCGGCGCGAGAUCAGCAGGCUUUCGGCUCCUUUGUCCUCAGUUGUAUCUUAUUUUUAUAAAAUCAAAGUGUACCUCUGCGAUGUGAAUGCUUUGCAGACUUGACCGUGGCGCGCUGGUCUCCGGGGGGGGGGAUUUUGCUUUCCCUCCAACCAGCGAGAGAAAGAAUAUUUUCUCCUCAAGCCGCCGCCACAUUGAGGCUGCCCUCCCAGCUGAUCCACACGAUAAGGAGCUCCAUUUGUGUACAAAAAGCCAUUUUUUUCCACACACAAACAUCACAAGAACAUUGAAAAAACUUUUACGACCUCACCCUAACCCCGCCUCUCUUCACUUUGCACCUGUGUAACAGGAAACCCCCCCCCCCACACACACACACUCCCCUUCUUCUUCAUCUUCCUCUUCCUCCUCACGCUGGAGAUGAGGAGAGACACACGUUGAAUAUAUUUGUACAAAUUGUAUGAAAUACAGUACAUUUAAUGAAGACUUUUUAAUUUAGUGAGAAAAAUAAAAAAGGAAACAUGCCCCUGGGCAGCUAACAACGAGAAGGGUACGAGUAGGAGAGACGAGGGAGGAGAGUCCCAGAGGAAAGGAAACAAGGGAGGAGGAGGCGAGGAGACUCUUGAGAAAGGGCAGGCCUCGGUUUUUCGCCUGCGUGAAUUGUGUUGCAUUAAGUUUGCAGAGAGUCUGCGGCUCCGGCUGAAAUGACGUCUCUUCUUUUUUUGUUUUUACUUUUGGAUGUGCUAUAGGUCUCGGGCAAUUGGUUUGUGUUGACACGUGCACGUACAUACACACACACACACGCACGCACGCACGCACACACAAAAUUUGUUCACCUGAAAGACUUUCUUCCUGCCCACAGAUUAUAUGCAUUGUGAAAAAAGUUCCUGUAUUUGUUAUUUGUAUGUAUAAAUCAGAGUACCAAAAAUACGAAAUAAACAAAGAUGUAGAAUUAUUUCUUUAUGUUAUGCAGACUGAAUGGUUGUAAAAAUUUAAUAAUAAUCACUAGUGUAAAAUAUGACUGCUUUUUUGUUUCGUAAUUUUUUUUCCUCUUUGAAAAUAAUAAACUAGUUUAAUCUCUGUUGACAUGUUAGCACUGUGGUCGAGAGCCGUCUUUUCUGUCUCCUGCUGCACCCCGUGUGAUCUUUGACACCUUGCCCUGCCCACCACAACCACAACCAGCAACACCCCGCCUGAUGCAGUAUAUCAUUCGUUUUUUUACCCAGCAUUCACAGGAACAGCUCGUACGGUCAGCUGAGCACAAACAGGAAGAGCAGAAAUAAACAGAGCCAAUGGAGGAACAAAUCAAAUGGCAGGGUCAGAGAGGCCAGGCACCGCGGGCUGAAGGGGCUUUUGUCUCAUCCUACCGACACAUAAACACACACCGACCGUCACACAGCGUACACACACACAUCAAACACCUAGCAUUCAUCUAGUGAGGACGACUCAUCAGGAAACAGCAUCAUUUCUGUAAUGAACUCGCUCAACGAGCUUCUUCUACACUUUCAUCAAUGAGAUACAGACACCUGGUCAAAUACAAUUUAUUAAGCAAAAAUAUAUAUACGUCUCAUCCUUAAAAUGAACAAAAAACUAGAACAAUUCUGUGAAUUAAUGAACAUAUCACUGAAUGCAUCACGUCUACUGCUGAGAAAUGAUUCAGCUGGCAAAAUAAGAGGAACUCCGUUGGUUUCGACCACUGAAUCAACCACAAAGUGUCUGGAGCUUCCUCCACCUUUAACUUCUAUGUAGACAGUCUUUUUGUCGGGCAACCUGGAAGUUAUCAGCUCUGCUCAGGAUUCCCAAAGCCCACGGAACUCAAUACAGUUCUGGGUUUUGAGACCGCAAACAAAAACUGAGCACAAUGCAGCACCGUCCACAUGUGACAUGUAGCAGAGAAUACACUGCUAUCACUGUGAGAGAGGAAACCAUACUGCCAUACAGGGCAAUGCAGUUCAAAGGGCUUUACAUGUGACUGCUGUAAUAUAAUAUAAUAGAAAGAUUAACAGUAAAACAACAGGUUAAACAAAUAUUAGUCACAAAAAUAAUACCAACAUGGGUCCUGGGCUUCUAAAGACUCAAAUAAAUUAGAAAAGCUCGUAAAACAAACACGGCGUAAUGCAUAAAAGGUUAAAAAGAUAAAAAGAUAGAACUUGUUUCCAUAGUGGACCUCAACAACAAAGACGGCUGCUGUGCCUCUGCUGUGUUACCAGAUUUAAAUAAAAGAUCCACAACAAAUCAGAAGUGAGCGCCGGUGAUUGUAGUGUGACCGUGAGACUUCUGUAAAUCGUUUCUUUUCAGCAGGUUUGUACCUGUGAAAGCCCGCUGAACAUCCCAAACAAAGACAUUCAGCCUUUUAUCCUAAUGCUGGUGCACACUCCGGGGAUUCAUAACAUCCAGAUAAACUUCCCUGACGGGCUGCGGGAGUAAAUACCGAGGCGCUUAUAUCAAGAAGAAGGAAAAUACCCGCUGCGUUGUCGUAUCAUUGGUUUGAUUGAGGCACAAGUUCAUCAGAU
Molecule: messenger RNA, 4493 nt
Organism: Anarrhichthys ocellatus (wolf-eel)
Lineage: Eukaryota; Metazoa; Chordata; Actinopteri; Perciformes; Anarhichadidae
Gene: gata3
Product: GATA binding protein 3
Exons: 6
Coding region: 501-1841 (446 amino acids)
Biological process (GO): positive regulation of transcription by RNA polymerase II; regulation of epithelial cell differentiation; cell fate commitment
Cellular component (GO): nucleus
Molecular function (GO): zinc ion binding; DNA-binding transcription factor activity, RNA polymerase II-specific; RNA polymerase II cis-regulatory region sequence-specific DNA binding
Source: RefSeq, a predicted model, not a curated record